CACAGCAUAAACUGCAGCUCCUCAUCUUCUACUGAGUUUAUCUUGCAAAUCAAGAACAAUGAAACACAGUUCAGUUCUGCUUUUGUACCUCCUCCUGGGGACGAGCUCAGCUUACACCUAUCAAAAUGUGGCCUUGCGUGGAAAAGCGUCUCAGUCAAGUGUACAAGAAUUUCGAUCUGCCUACAACGCUAUUGAUGGAAACCGCGAUUAUAACUACGCGGCCGGAUCGUGCACCCUCACUGAUGAACAGACCAACCCCUGGUGGAGAGUGGACCUGCUGGAGCCCUACAUCGUCACCUCCAUCAUCAUCACCAACAGAGGAGACUGCUGUGCAGAAAGGAUCGAUGGGGCAGAGAUUCACAUCGGAAACUCUUUACAAGAUGGUGGUGUCACAAAUCCAGUGGUUGGUGUAAUUUCUCGUAUCCCAGCAGGCAGGUCUUUAAAAAUGACUCUUACUGGACUUGCAGAGGGACGUUAUGUGACUGUGGCUCUACUUGGUUCAAAAAAAGUCCUUACACUCUGUGAAGUGGAAGUCUACGGGUACCGUGCCCCAACUGGAGAGAACCUGGCACUCCAAGGAAAAGCUUCACAGUCGUCACUGUAUUCUUAUUUAGGCGAUGCAAGUCAUGCCAUAGACGGGAAUCGUGCCAGUGCCUGGACCCAGGCUUCUUGUUCUCACACAGGCCCUGACUUCAACGCCUGGUGGAGGUUGGAUCUGGGCAAAACCCACAAAGUGUUUUCUGUCACAAUAACCAACAUCAAAGAGGCUUCCUCACGACUCAAUGGAGCUGAGAUCCGGAUUGGAGAUUCUCUUGAAAACAAUGGCAACAGCAAUCCGAGGUGUGCUGUGAUCUCAAGCAUCCCUGGAGGUUUCACCCAAAACUUCCAGUGUAACGGGAUGGAUGGUCGAUACGUUAACAUAGUCAUUCCUGGAAGAACCGAGUACCUACACGUGUGUGAGGUGGAGGUUUAUGGCUCCAGACUGGAUUAGGUCUGAAGAGGUUCAAACUUUGUGACAAAGACAAUUUACACUGUCGAUAUGUAGCUGAUGCGCUUUUUCCUACCUUCCCUCAAUGAUGUAAACAGAAUGGGCAAAAUGAUAGAAAUAGAUUUUAUUAUUUACACCACAUAAACUGACAUAAUGAUAUAAACAUAUAUGAUGUAUAAAAUUUGUACUUUUGUAUUUGUUUGUGUCAUAUCUUAUUAUGUAAAGCUGUAGUAAAGUAGAAGAUUUUCUAUUCUUAUAUUUGACUUUUCUUUGUACUGUCACUGCCAACGGUUAAAUAUGAUAUCACCUUUGCUGAAAUAAACUGAAACUAUAAAUAUAA
Molecule: messenger RNA, 1328 nt
Organism: Dicentrarchus labrax (European seabass)
Lineage: Eukaryota; Metazoa; Chordata; Actinopteri; Moronidae
Product: fucolectin-4-like
Exons: 6
Coding region: 59-991 (310 amino acids)
Source: RefSeq, a predicted model, not a curated record